Molecule: messenger RNA, 3218 nt
Organism: Hemibagrus wyckioides
Lineage: Eukaryota; Metazoa; Chordata; Actinopteri; Siluriformes; Bagridae
Exons: 3
Coding region: 2243-3028 (261 amino acids)
Source: RefSeq, a predicted model, not a curated record
GAGUUACAGAAAUGUGUUUUUAUUCCUUUUCCUUAUCGCUUUAUUCUGCAGCAUAGCACAGUGUCGCUCCAGGUCAGUGUUUUCUCCAUUCAUUUGUAUCACCUUGCUCUCAUCUGCUUUUAUUAGAGGUCAUAUAAAUAACUAAAGAAGCUGCAGUUGUAGUCAUGGUGCUGAAAUGACCCCAGCUCUUCCCCUCAGACACACUUACACUUCAUCUCCUGGUUCUGGAUCAGAUUUUCCUCUCGUGGAAAAGCAGCAAUCUUCCAGAUCAGACCUCGGAGGCAGAAACCUGCUGCAAUCAUGUCUAGAAGAUUUGGACUAAUAAAAUGAGAAAAGAGUGGACCCACUGACGUCCAGUAACAUUCUGAAUACUGCAUACAGUUUGUUAUCAUGAUAAUAAUACUUCAUUUAUCAGUAGUACUUGUGAUUUAAACAUGGACUCACUCACUAACAAGCCGAGAAUAUUCUUUCUUUUUAGAGACUUUUCCAACAAGAAACUGAGAAAUGACCCGUUAACAUUUUCCCCCUAAAACAGACAAACUUGGUGAGAUUUUGACCAGUUUCACAAAUUAUGCCUGAAGUAGUUUAAUGAAUUUUACUCUUAUUUGACACAGCUGAUUGAGUGUUGUUGCUGAUAGAGCUCAGAUAGCUCAGAUGCUGAAAAAAGGUUCGCAUGGAAGCGUUAAAGUGGUUACGCUGAGGAGAAUGAAUAAAUAAAUGAUGAAUAACAUCUAUAGGUCAUUUAAAUGUGAACCGGCUCUGUGGUCAGCUAUGAGAUGAUUCGGCCAUGAACGACUCUUAACUAAUGUAGACAUGAUUGCUUCACUGAAAUGAAACACAUUUCUUACACCGUGUAUGUGUGUGUGUAGUGAUGUGUGUGUGUGUGUUUUAGUGAGAGGAGGUGAACUGAUUCUGGAGUGACCGCUCUCACCUCAGGCCUCCCAGUCCCUCUGGACCUGCUAUUGAUUGUGCUCACAGUCAGAAAAAGAAAGUUUUAUGCUUUCUCAGCUGGCGUCAUUUGGAUUGUAAAUGAGUGUUGUGUAGGUGAUGGGGCACAUGUGGGGUAAUUAGGGCUCAUUAGGGGGUUGUAAAUAGGAAUAGGCCACAUUAAGCUGUUCACUGAAGGACCUCAUUAUGCAGGAGCAUUUAAAACCUCCACAGGGGUGUAAAUGGGCACCUAAGAGCCACAAAAACCUGACCAGGCUGGGGGACGAACUCUGAUUAUACUGGACACUGACAUUCUUUUGUCAUUGUGCUGGAUUUUUCUUUAGGUUUUAAACCCUUUCAGCUGGGACUAAGCUCACUUGCUGCUAACUUGUUGUUAUGGUGAAUUUAAGGCCAGGUUUGGUUUAUUAGCCUCUUUCUUUCUUUGUUUUUUCGUGAGCUUACAACAACAGUGGCUUUUAAAGCACAUAUUAGCGACUUCCCUGCUCCUGACAGAGCUUUAGCUAACGGCUACAGGGUUUGGAGUCGAUUCCGAAGAGAUUCGAGUCAGUAAUUCCAGGAUUAAUGAGCCGUGAGUGAGUCGACUCUGAAGCUUUGGUUGAUUUACUUUGUACAAAGACACACACAGAAACCUUGUAAAAUAAUCAGCAGUCAUCAACGACAAGCAUAAUUACUGACUUCAGCGAUCAUUUAUGAUUUACAUAUAACUCCUGUUCGGCGGACACGGUUAAUAUACAGUUAUUCAGAUUAGUUAGCUUUGUUGUCGCUGUUUUACUGUAAACAUUUUGUUUUACAAACAAAGAAAAAUCGUGUGGAAUCGAUUUGAAUCAUUUCCCGAACACCUGAAGAGUCGACUCCAAUCAAGUCAGGAUUCAUCCAGUCUGACUGAAACGUGUACGAGCCGGCGUUCGAGAGAACGACCAAUCAGAGAGCGCGCUCGCGACCCUGCCUUUUAUUCGUCUUCUUAUUUGAUUGCCUUUUUAAACAGACAACAUUUACCAAAUCGUUUGUAUAUAGUGACUCAAACGCUAUAUUUUGACCAUUAAUUGUUUUCUUCUUUUUCCUCAGAAAAUCUGCCUCCUUCCAGUAACACGUUUUGAUACGCAAAUUACCCCGAUCACGUAUUAAUAUGCAAAUGAGCUCGUGACGUCGCUUAGAGAUUUGUACCGAUGUUUUGUCCACCGAAGAGGUUGAAGAAGAAGAAGAAGAAGAAGAAGAAGAAGAGUGAGAGAGCGCGUGGAUCAUUUUCCCGGACUCUUGUAAAAUAUAGGUCUAUAAAUUCAGGAGACCUUUCGCCAUGACCCCUGUGAUUAUCCUCGCCCUCAGCAGCUUUUUCGCGGGAGUCAGGAGCCGGUCAUUAUUCGGACGGACGCCGGAGUCUCCUGAGACGGGACAAUGCGGUCAGCUCACCGCGCCGUGGACCGACACUGAGGUCACCUCACUGUCCGGAGACUGGACCCUCAUGUACCGCCUGAAAGUGUUACCUCUGUCUAAGGAUGGACCUCAUCGCCUGGUCUUCCCCGAGCAGCCGCUCUUCCGCUUCAUCAGGCGCGUGUACAGGUGCUGUCAGAUGGGUCACCGCUGUGGAGGGGUCAAAGGGCUCCAGGGCCGGGACACUGCAGGCUCCACAGUCCAGUUUGUGCUGAGCGAGGACGUGUGGUCAGCACCAAUACUGAGAGCUGAGGUUCAUCUUCAAAUCUCCAAUCCACACCGGCUGAAUGUUCAGCCGCUGCUUCCCUGGCUCCACAAACGCCGCCUUCCUACGAGGUACAGUGUGUGGUGGAAGGAUGGCAUGCUGGAGGUCAGGGUGGAUCUGCUCUUCCUCUUUCAGGCUCUCCAGGCUCUCAGAGGGAAUGGUGGAGGCUCCAGUGUGAUGGAGAUCCAGUGGGUCAGAGGUCUGCACACAUCCCAGGCUUCGGAGGCGCGGGGCGGAGACGGGAAGGCGGAGCACCCCCUGCAGGGUCCGGUAGACCUGGGCCUGGCCUUACACUGCCGCACAAAGGAGCUGGACACACCACUGCCGUGCGAGAGCCACGGGGUACGACUGCUUCACACACCCUUCAUCACGCUCUCGUAUGGAUAACACACACACACACACACUGCUCUUGAUGAGUUUGUUAAAAGUGCGCUCUAGCAGAACUCUGUAAAUAUUCCGAACACGCACUUCAGCCAGCUGUUUGAAUUUAUUUAUUUUAUAUGGGUGUUUUGUGGGAAACCUCUCCGUGUAUAAAGUGUAAAUAAACACAGAGUUAUAUAUUCAACUCUUUAUUUCU